Erinaceus europaeus (western European hedgehog) is the source of this 513-nucleotide messenger RNA. RefSeq names its product small integral membrane protein 22 (gene SMIM22). Gene Ontology annotation, biological process: regulation of cell population proliferation. The record is from RefSeq and is a predicted model, not a curated record. Lineage: Eukaryota; Metazoa; Chordata; Mammalia; Eulipotyphla; Erinaceidae. The transcript is spliced from 3 exons. The coding region runs from base 195 to 446 and encodes 83 amino acids.
UCUGGCUGGGAAGGAGGAGAGGGGCUGGGGACAGAAAGGAGGCCAGGCCCGGAGAAGGGGAGAUGCCUGAGGGGUGACGGAGAGGGACUGGCAGGAGCCCAGAAAGGCGGCGGGCAGGUGCUGGGCUGCCCAAGCCUGGAAGCAGCAGCCCUCAGCUUGAGCUCCCCGGGGGUGGGCCAGCACCCAGUGCCGAGAUGGGGGCCCUGGAGGAGGAGCUGCAGGACACCGUACAGGACGUGCUGGGCAAGCUGAAGAGCCGCCAGCUGUUCCAGUCCAGCUGGGACACUGCCGCCUUUGCCGUCUUCCUGGUCUUUGUGGGCACCGUGCUGCUCCUGAUGCUGCUGGUUCUCCUCCACUGCUGCUGCUCCUGCGGUCGCCACCGCCGCCCCUCCAGACCCCAGAAGGACCACCGCAGGGGAAUGGAUAACUUGGCCCUGGAACCAUAGUGCAGGCCCUGCUGCCCCUCCGCCCUGCCCUGCUGCCAACCCAACAAGCCUGGCCUCCUGAGCCCAA